Molecule: messenger RNA, 2055 nt
Organism: Elgaria multicarinata webbii
Lineage: Eukaryota; Metazoa; Chordata; Lepidosauria; Squamata; Anguidae
Gene: FBXO43
Product: F-box protein 43
Exons: 4
Coding region: 13-2055 (680 amino acids)
Biological process (GO): negative regulation of meiotic nuclear division; regulation of mitotic nuclear division
Cellular component (GO): nucleus
Molecular function (GO): protein binding
Source: RefSeq, a predicted model, not a curated record
UCCAAAUACAAGAUGUCAGAAAGUCACUCAAUUCUAUCUAAUAUUUUUAAAAGAGGCAGACUGACCUCGCCUGGCAACAGUGGAAGAUAUUGCAGCUUUAAAGAUUCUGGUUCCCUUUCCAUAUUUCAUGACAGUGGAUACAAUGAAUCAUUAAAAGACCCAAGCUUUGAUUAUAGUGAUGCAGAACAUAAAGGAGAACAGAAUGAGAGAGGCCUGCCUGAGUACUGUAAACAUUCACAUUCUAGUAGUUUAUGCACAGUUUUGUCUCCCGCUGAACAUAAAAAUAUUGCUAUUUUAUCAGAAAGAAAUGAAACCAGUGUACAUACAGACUAUUUUGAAACACCCAGAGUUGCUAAAAAAGACUUGUCACUCCGCAGAAGACUGCUUAUGUCUAAAUCAGCUUCUGCUGGUUCUUUGGGAUGCUCUGAAAAACAAGUAUCUUCAGGGAACAGCCGGAAAAAAACAUGUUUAUUUCACUUUCUUAGCUUUGAUGAAAGAAUUUCAAAAUGUGCCUUGGAUUCUCCAAGAGAAAAGAGCUACAAGCCUUUGGCUACCAGUACUUUAAAAAGUGAAGACCCUAUUUCUGGUUGUCAGAAAUUGAGGCUUGUCUUCUCCCAGCAGAGGACUUCUACAAUAGAUGAUUCAAAGCCUAAAGGCAGCUUCUUGUCAGACUCAGGUUGUUUAUCUCCAAUCCAGCCUACAUCUGCUACAAACACACUUAAGAGUUUCGUUGAUGAUGCCCUUACUAGUUAUAAUGAUCAAAGCACUUGCUCAGAAUUAAUCAUAGCUCCUCAUUGCACUUCAUUUGAAACAAAUGAUGAUCAAUUUGUCACACCCAUCAAUAGCCUUGUAGAAGGAUUGAACCUUAACAUAGCUGAAAUUAAUACACCUCCAGCUAAAGAAAUAAGCAACUUGAGCCUAUUAACUCCUGGCAGCAGCAGCAGCAGCUAUAAUUCACUUGGCUUUGAUAAAUCAGAAGAUUCCUUGUCAGAUCAAGAGGGGUCUUUCCAAGAACUGCUUCAAAAACGUAAUGAAUCAUCUAGCUUUCUAAAUUCUAAAAGAAAAAUAAGAAAACUACAGUGCUCAAGAAAAUUAUCCACACUUUCAGAACGUGGCUCACAAUCGGAAAAAGAGGAAGACUAUGAUACUACUCCCGCUAAUUUAAAAUGCAAACUAAAAAUAGCAGCUUGCGCUUUCAGUGAAGAGAGUGAAUUGGUUUUUAACGAGGAUGACAAUAAAUGCAUGGCUCCAAAACUUGGGAAUCUAUCACGAACCCCAGCUUUGCAAGUAAUUUCUGAGCUCUUCAUGCAAAGCAGAAGUAAAAUAACCGAACAAAAUGUCCUGUUAAAGAAUAUUGAUGGAACUGAUAUGUCUGUGCUGAAAUGUAUUGUUGAUCACCUCAUUGGCAAGAAAAUGGGCAUCGAAAAACUAGAUAUAUUAAUAGAAUUAAGAGAUCGAGACUUAAAACAUGUUCUUACUAUGAUUUUAGAUAUCCUAACUGUGGAAAGCUUAUGCAGUAUGUGCAAAGUAAGCAAAAACUGGCAAGAAAUUGUUGUACAGGAUAAGCAUGCAAAUCGGAGGAGGAAGUUAUACAUAAAACAGCUGAGAUUGGAAGAUAAGGGAUGGAUACCAGAUGCUGAAGAUGCUGCAACUAGACUUACGAUGACUAGAUUUGCACUACGACCAGUCCAGGCUCAAGCAAAAUCUGCUGCAUUGCAAAUGCAGUCCUCUUGCAAUGCAUCUUUGACACCUCUGGGAUGCAGCCCUAUUCGUCAAUCAAGUAGAAAACAAGAUGCAUAUAUAAAGGUUGCCCAAACUCUCUUCAGUGAUGAAGCUUUAAAACCCUGUCCAAGGUGUCAGUUUCCUGCAAAAUACCAAUCCUUAAAACAACGUGGACUCUGUAGCAGGGAAGACUGUGCAUUUGACUUCUGUCUUUUAUGUCUAUGUGCCUUCCAUGGGUCAAGAGAAUGUAGCAGUUCAUCCACCAAACGACAAAAUAGAAAAGAUGCUUUGCCAGGAAGUGCCAAAAGCAAGAGAAACUUAAAACGUCUCUAA